Molecule: messenger RNA, 4197 nt
Organism: Struthio camelus australis
Lineage: Eukaryota; Metazoa; Chordata; Aves; Struthioniformes; Struthionidae
Source: RefSeq, a predicted model, not a curated record
GAAUUUGUUUGCGAAAGUUUUAUGGUUGAUUCAGAAGACAGGUCAGUUUACAGUCAGUGGCAGUCAAAAGGAGUGUGAAGUGUGUGUACUUAUUCUUUUCUUACUGUCUAACUUUCCAUAAAUAAGUAAAAUGUUGCAUAUUCAGGUUACAGAUUUAGUCACAGAAGAUGAUUAUGUGUUUAGUAACAAUCUUGACAUCAAAUGGUUAAGUGAUCAUAUACAGGAAUAUCAGAUAUUACAGAAGUAUAUUUUUUAAUGCCUGCUUUUUGAUUUUUAUACACUUGGUAGCACAAAUAAAAUCAAACUGUCUUAUUGCAGUCUUUGUACAAAUCUUAAGUUUUACUCUGCAAGUUAAAUUCAUAUAGGACUUUUUAUUUGGGACAUUCCAAAAGAGUUUACAUGUAUAUAGCUAUGUAAUGCUCAAUGAUAAUCCCUUUCUGUGUGGAAGAUUGUACAUAGAUAGUUCCCAGCAUCAUGGGGAGAUUAGCUCUUGACCAACUGCUGGGCAAGUUCCUUUUCCUACAAAUGGACUUGAAAGCCGUACUGUGCAGUCAUAUCGGGUAAGACCAUUGCAGCGUACUAAUAAAUACUGCAUCCUUCAUGCACAGAAGGAGAGAGGGCCAUGUUGACUACCUAGUGACCUGAACCUUUUACUCCCAGGGAGUAAAAUCUGACAACAUGGAUGACACUUGUUUCCUCAGAGACAGUUUGGAAACAAGUUUAGAGGUAGUUUAGUCUGUGUGUAUAUAUUGUGCAAACCAUAUCUAAAAUAUAUAGUUUUGUCACAGAUUUAGAUACAGUUCUAACCAGUAAGGAAAAAAAGCAUAUGUGUGUGUGUGUGUGUGUAUGUAUACAUACAUACAUACAUACAUACUUAACAAUUUCUUGUGGCAAGUAGUGGAUGUGAAAGCAUACUAGGCUUUUGUUGGUGACUGAAGCUAUGAGAAGAGUCACAGCUCAAAUCCCAUACAGCAAAAACAAGCGUAUAGUUCCAGUGCUUUAGUUAACUGUGUUGCUAAUGUGACACAGUUUAAGACUGCAUAAUAGUAACUAGUUUUUAUGUUUAAUUUUUCAACAUUAGAUCUAGUAGCAUUUUAUAACAAGAUGCAAUUAAGAUACCCAUUGACAUCCCUCCUGUUGUCAGUAGUCUUUAAAUAAGCAUGAAACUUCUGGAAAUUUUUCUUUCCAACACCAUUAAUAAACGUGAUGCAUUUUUAUUGUAUUGAAGUUCUAUGCACAGACUGGAAUGUAUUGUUACAGAUAUUGCAAAUUGUAUGAAUCUGGAAUGAAAUAAACCAACAACGUUCUGAAUAUGAUUAAAGAUGCAAAAGUUAGAGCUCAAAUAUAGUUUUAAAGAGAGAAUCAUCACUGAUGUUUUUUUUGCAUCAAUAGUGAAUUUAUGCAUCCGCUGCCUUCUCUUAAGGAACAGGAUAAACCUUUGAGGAAAAAAUUAAAAAAUAAUGUAUAGACUGGAUAUGUCCAUCUGACAGGAUUCAACUUUACUGCAGCUUACUGAAAUUUGAGGAAUACCUGUAUCUGAAGCCUAAAUGUUCAAUGAAAGGGAAGCAAGUCUCCUCCAUGCAUUUAACUCUGAAAAUUCUGAAGUAAAAGAGCUGAAGAAAGUGAGGUGGUUACUCAGAUUCACACUUUCGACCUUUACUUAACCAACCUCUUCCUUCAAAGCAACAGCCCCACACCGACAAAACGAGAGUUUACUUUCUGAAGAAUGGAUUUCACAGAGGCCUAUUCUGAUAGAUGCUCCGCUGUGGGCCUUGCAGCUAGAGAAGGAAAUGUGAAAAUGCUCAGGAAACUGAUUAAACGGGGGUACAGUAUUGAUGUUCCAGAUAACAGGGGAUGGAUGCCAAUCCAUGAAGCAGCAGUUCACAAUUCAAGUGAAUGUCUGAGGUUACUCAUUUGUGCAGCUCCAUCUGAUAACUAUAUAAAAUCAGAGACCUUUGAAGGGAUGUGUGCACUGCAUCUUUCUGCAAGCCAUGGGUGUUUGGAAAGUGUCAGCAUUCUUUUGGAAGCUGGAGCUGAUCCUAAUGAAGUUACUACAGAAGCAACCACCCCACUGUUUCUAGCUGUUGAAAAUGGACAUUCAGGCAUUGUAAAGCUUCUGCUCCAAUAUGGAGCAAAUAUUAAUGGACAUCAUUCUUGGUCUGGAUGGAAUUCUUUGCACCAGGCUUCUUUUCAGGGAUACACUGAGAUAAUAAAAAUACUCCUGGAGAAAGGAGCAAACAAGGAAUGUGAGGAUGACUUUGGAAUUACACCUUUGUUUGUUGCUGCUCAGUAUGGAAAGCUGGAGAGUUUAAGAAUGCUUGUAUCCUAUGGUGCAAACAUCAACUGUCAAGCCAAGGACAAAGCCACUCCCCUGUUGAUUGCUGCACAGGAGGGCCAUGCCAAAUGCGCGGAGCUGUUGUUAUCCAAAGGGGCCGACCCAAAUCUCUACUGUAAUGAGGAAGAAUGGCAGUUACCUAUUCAUGCAGCAGCUGAAAUGGGCCAUAAGAAUAUCCUGGAGCUGCUCCUACCACUUACUGAUCGGAUCUGUGACAGAGGAAAAGGCAAAGUGAGCCCUGUGUAUUCAGCGAUUUAUGGUGGUAAUAAAGAGUGCUUGGAAAUGUUACUUAAGCAGGGCUACAGUCCGGAUGCUCAGAAGUGCCUCACCUUUGGCUGCAGAUCACCCAUGUGCAUGGUCUUCCAAAAAGAGUUUUUUGAUUUAAUCCCUGUUCUCCUGAAAUAUGGGAUCACCCUCCUUGGGAUUAAUUUAGGAUAUUGUCUGUACCAUGGGAAGUUUACUUUGUUUCGACGCUUCUUGAAGUUGGGCUGUUGGUUGCCUUCUGAGGACCAGAUACCGGAGUUUGUAAGUUAUGCAAUUAAAGCACACGAGCAGUACAAGGAAUGGCUGCCUUAUCUACUGUUGGCUGGUUUUAAUCCAUUGAAUUUACUCUGCAAGUUGUGGAUUUACUCUGUGCACGAGGAUGCCCUUAAUUUCGUUCUGGAGUUCACGAACUGGAAGAGACUUCCUCCAGCUGUAGAACGAAACCUUUCGGACUACAAGGAGAGCUCCACUUGGAUUCCAAACAGUCAUUUUGUGUUCAUUCCUUCCUUGUCUCAUCUCUGUCGUCUUGAGAUCCGGUCCAUUUUAAAGAGCGAACAUCUACGAUCUGACCAGUUUAUCCGUGAAUUGCCAUUACCAGCUUGUCUCCAGGACUACCUUCUCUAUUUAGAUAUACUGAGAGUGAACGCUAUUCCAGCAGUGGUGGAGUCUCUGGAUGACAGCGAUGAGGGAAUUCCUCCUGCCAGUUGUUCCAGUUCUGAAGAUGCAGAGAAGAGGGAAGCAUGUGAUGCUGGUGCCAGACGAUGAUACUGCCUGUGACUGAACUCUGUUGCUGUAGAUUUCAUAUUGGCAAUUAGCCAUCAACCAGAGAAGAGCUACCGUAAAUGGCAAUUUGUAGUAACAGGCCUUUUCAUGCUAUAGUUUUCUACAAGCUCUGGAUUUUUGUUGCAAGAUCUAGGAUGUGCUUGUUUAGAAAGUCUGUUUUAGCUUUCUAAGUCUGCAAACGUUUUCUGUUUCUGAAUGGAAAUUUAUAACUCUUAUGGAGUAAAAUUAGCUUGUUCAAUGAACGGAGCUUAUAUAACGGUUGAAAUGUAUUUAGUCAGACACGGAAUAAAGUGUUAGUAUUAACAAAGUAUUGCAUAUACCAAAGGAAUUAUCUGCAAGUGUAGGAACACCAUAUAGUGUUACGGUUAUGAAUUUAUAUGUAAAGGAGCGAUCUAGGUGAAGCAGAGAUAGGAACUGAAUAUGAAAAAAGGAAGUGUUUGCAGAAGUAACUUUUUUUUUUUUCUUGGUCAUCUGUAUUGAGAACUUGAAGAGGUACAAUCUUUUGUCAUCACUUUCAGUCAUCUUUUGAUGCCUCUUCCUAUGCUGCUUGCAUUGAAACUAUUUUAGGAUAUUCUUUUGAAUAUAAAAAUGCAUGUAGGACUUCAUUGAAUGCACCAUUUAUUGUUCAUCCUUCUAACACGAACUCUUGCCACUUAAAAAGAGAUGUGGAUCAGGCUUAUACACAUUUUCCAUAGAUUAGAAUAUGUGAUGUUCAUAUCAUUGUCUGAAUUAAAAAAUACUCCAAUGAUACUUUGUAAUGAUUGUACAGAAGAACUUAAGUGCUACAAAAAUAAAAUACUUUUUGAAAGACUAAA